This is a messenger RNA of Arabidopsis lyrata subsp. lyrata, 1699 nucleotides long. RefSeq names its product endoglucanase 14. The record is from RefSeq and is a predicted model, not a curated record. Gene Ontology annotation, molecular function: hydrolase activity, hydrolyzing O-glycosyl compounds. NCBI's taxonomy places the organism in Eukaryota, Viridiplantae, Streptophyta, Magnoliopsida, Brassicales, Brassicaceae. Bases 82 to 1557 code for a protein of 491 amino acids. The transcript has 4 exons. Gene Ontology annotation, biological process: carbohydrate metabolic process.
AUAGACAUGCCAAACACAAGAAAAAGUAAACUCAAUUGUACAAUUGCUCUUGAGAUCGUCUAAAGAUUAAUUGAAAAAACGAUGUCUCAAUUGAAAAAUGGAUCUUCACAAUGCUUAUGGACAAGUAUUUGCAUUGUGUUAAUAGUAAUGUCGACGGCUCGUGGAGCUGUCUCUACAAAUUAUGGAGAAGCUCUCACAAAGAGUCUUUUGUAUUUCGAAGCUCAACGUUCUGGAAAAUUGCCUUCGAACCAAAGAGUUACUUGGAGAGGAGAUUCUGCUCUUAGAGAUGGUUCUGAUGCUCAUGUUGAUCUCACCGGAGGGUACUAUGAUGCUGGAGACAACAUGAAGUUUGGAUUUCCGUUGGCGUUCAUGACAACAAUGCUAGCUUGGAGCAAUAUAGAGAUGGCAUCACAGCUUAAGGCCCAUCAGGAGCAGGAAAACGCCCUUGCGGCUCUCAAGUGGGCCACCGAUUUUCUCAUUAAAGCCCAUCCUGAGCCCAAUGUCUUGUACGGACAAGUGGGUGACGGAAACUCGGACCACGGAUGCUGGAUGAGACCUGAGGAUAUGACCACUCCACGUCCUUCAUUUCGCAUUGAUGCCCAACAUCCAGGUUCAGACCUAGCAGGUGAGACAGCUGCAGCAAUGGCUGCAGCGUCUAUUGCCUUUGCACCAUCUGAUGAAGCCUAUGCCAAAAUACUUAUUGGUCAUGCGAAAGAUUUAUUUGAAUUCGCUAAGGCGUACCCUGGCAUUUACCAAAACUCCAUUACUAACGCCGGUGGCUUCUACGCGAGCAGUGGAUACGAAGAUGAGUUGUUGUGGGCUGCAGCUUGGCUCCACCGUGCCACCAACGACCAGAUUUAUCUUGAUUAUCUAACACAGGCAUCUGGUACAGGAGGUCCAAGGACUGUUUUUGCCUGGGAUGAUAAGUUUGUGGGUGCACAAGUAUUGGUCGCCAAGCUUGCACUUGAAGGGAAAGUAGAGAGCAAUGGAAAGAUCGCAGAGUACAAGAGUAUGGCGGAGCAGUUUAUCUGCAACUGUGCUCAAAAAGGUUCCAACAACGUUAAGAAAACCCCUGGCGGUUUGCUCUACUUCUUGCCGUGGAACAACCUCCAAUACACCGCAGCCGCUUCUUUCGUCCUCUCUGCAUAUUCUAAAUAUCUUGAAGACGCAAAAGCCUCCAUCCAAUGUCCCAAUGGUGCUCUUCAAGCUUCUGAUCUUCUCGACCUCACUCGUUCCCAGGUAGACUAUAUACUUGGGUCGAACCCCCAGAACAUGAGCUACAUGGUUGGAGUUGGGACCAAUUAUCCCAAAAAACCACACCAUAGAGCAGCCUCUAUAGUAUCGAUCACCAAGGACAAAACACCAGUGACGUGUAGUGAAGGAUUCGAUGCAUGGUUUAACAAUCCUGCACCAAACCCUAACGUUUUAAUGGGAGCAGUUGUCGGAGGACCCAACGAUAACGAUGUUUAUGGAGAUGAGAGGACUGAUUACCAGCAUGCUGAGCCUGCGCCGGCCACUGCUGCUCCAUUUGUUGGUGUCUUGGCGGCCGUUGCUUAAUCUUUCUCUUUGUUUUGCAAAUUUAAGUAUAUUGCUUUAGACCUUGUUAUCUUAUAUAAGUCCUAGGCUGUUCUUUAAUCUAGGUGUAAGGUCUAAAUGUAAUUUGGCUUGAAAAUAAAAUAUAUUUGAUAGUUAAAACCAA